AUGGAGCCUUGGAAGCUCACAGCUGCCGAAGCUCUUACUCAGAUCCAAGCCGACAAGCUCUCGGUCCAGGAGUAUGCAAAAUCGCUUCUCGAGAGAGUCAAUGAGCGCGACAAAGAUGUUCAAGCUUGGGCGUAUCUGGAGGAGGAGACCAUAAUGCAGCAAGCAAAAAGUCUAGACGAGGUUCCCAAGAAGAACAGAGGGCCUCUUCACGGACUUCCCAUCGCUGUUAAGGACGUCAUCUAUACCAGGGACAUGCCGACUCAGUUCAACUCGCCAUUGUAUGAGGGACACUUCCCUGAAACUGACGCUGCUUCCAUUCGAAUUCUUCGCCAUGCUGGAGCUCUCAUCUUUGGUAUGUACUCUCUCAUCAUCCUGCUGCCUCAGACUGACACUUCAGGCAAAACAACAACUACACAGUUUGCUGCUAUUCACAUUGGGCCCAAGACUCACAAUCCCCACGACCUUCUUCGCACCCCUGGAGGUUCUUCCAGUGGCUCCGGGGCAGCCGUUGCCGACUUUCAAGUUCCCAUAGCCCUUGGAACACAGACAGGCGGCUCUCUGAUCCGUCCAGCUUCCUUCAACGGUAUAUAUGGGUUCAAGCCAACGUGGAAUGCCGUCUCUCGAGAGGGCCAGAAGAUCUAUGCACUAUUAUAUGACACUCUUGGAUGGUAUGGGCGCUGUGUCGAAGAUAUUAUUCUCUUGGCAGAUGUGUUUGCCCUCGAAGAUGACGAAGAGGAAGCACCUCGAUUCCAGGGGGUCGAGGGUGCCCGUUUCGCCAUUUGCAAGACUGUUGUGUGGCCCAUGGCUGGACCUGGUACACAAGAGGCCAUCUCACGAGCCGCAGAUCUUCUCAGAUCCCACGGGGCCAUCGUGGAAGACAUUGAACUGCCCUCAGAAUUUGAUAAUCUGCCAGAGUGGUAUCGGAUUGGCCUUCAUACUGAAGGUCGUACUGCAUUUCUCCCUGAAUAUCGAGUUGGGAAGAACCAGAUUGGACAGGUGCUUAUUGAGCAUGUCGAGAACGCCGAUAAAUUUACUCGCAAAACACAACUGGAGGCUUUCGAUAACAUGGCCCGUUUGAGGCCAGUGUUCGAUGAGAUUGCCUCGCAAUAUGCAGCUGUCAUCACCCCGAGUGUGCCCGACGAGGCCACUGUCGGUCUUGAGAGUACAGGAAGCCACAUCUUUUGUUCUAUGUGGAGUGGUCUGCAUACUCCUGUAUUGAAUGUGCCCGGCUUCAAAGGUGACAACGACAUGCCGAUUGGCCUGUCCCUUGUUGCACCUCGAUAUCGUGACCGUCACCUUCUGGAAGUUGGCAAAGCAGUUGGAGAAAUAUUCCAGGUUGAAGGAGGCUGGGAGACGAAGCUGCCUUGA
Molecule: messenger RNA, 1368 nt
Organism: Fusarium coffeatum
Lineage: Eukaryota; Fungi; Ascomycota; Sordariomycetes; Hypocreales; Nectriaceae
Exons: 3
Coding region: 1-1368 (455 amino acids)
Molecular function (GO): catalytic activity
Source: RefSeq, a predicted model, not a curated record